AUGAUUUUCAAAGAAGAUCUUGCCGCAUAAUUUAAGGAAGAAAGCAAUAGAACUGGCACAUCAGGGCCAUAUGGGGGCUUCAUCAAUGAAACGUAUCUUGCGAAACUAUUUCUGGUGGCCUGGUAUGAGUAACGAGGUAGAAAAACAUUUAGACAAAUGCGAAUCAUGCCUAAGAUUGUCAAAGAAAAAUGCUCCACUUCCACUCACUUCUAGAGAAUUGCCACAAGGACCAUGGGAGAUCCAACAAAUAGACUUUUUCACUGACAAAGAUUUCGGCCACGGAGAAUUUUUGGUGGUAGUGGAUGUUUAUUCUAGGUACAUUCAUGUAGUCGAAAUGCAGCAUGUCAAUGUCGACUCAACUAAUUCUGUUCUGUUGAAGAUUUUUGAAGUGUGGGGUUAUCCCUUGGCAAUACAGAGCGAUAAUGGGCCUCCUUUUCAGAGCGAUAAGUUUGUCAAAACAUGGGAAGCCAGAGGCAUAAAGAUACGAAAGUCCAUCCCUAUGAGUGCCCAAUCUAACGGGGCAGUUGAAAGGCAGAAUAUCGGUAUUAAACAUGUCUUAGCAGCGGCCAAGUUAGACAAGAUUAAUUGGAGGAAAGCAUUGGACAAUUAUGUACAUCUACACAACAAAGUACGACCACUGUCACGUUUAGGAGUUACACCCUUCGAAUUAUUAGUUGGUUGGAAGUUCCGUGGAACUUUUCCGUGCCUUUGGGAAACAAAUUCUCCUGAAUUGUUGGAUCGCACCGACAUUAAGGAGAAAGAUGCAGUUUCCAAGUUGAAAAGCAAGAAAUACGCAGAUUGUCAAAGGGGUGCCAAAGAAUCGGAUAUUCGGGUAGGAGAUACCGUUUUGGUCGCUAAGCAGAAAAAGUUGAAAUCGGACCCGGAAUUUUCUGCAGAAAGAUAUUCAAUAAUUGCAAGAGACGGAGCAAAAGUGACCAUUCGUAGCGACAGAGGGGUUCAAUACUCUCGCAAUGUACAAGAUGUUAAAAAGGUUCCAGAAUGUUUACUAGAAUCUACUAACAAAAUGAUUGACACAGAGAUGGAAUCGGUAACAGAAAAAUUGGGAGAAACAGACCCAAUCGGAAUGGACCUUGAGAACACAAUCGAUCACGACAUAGAAAUCAAUCAGCGACCAAAGAGAACAAAAAUGAAACCAAGCAAGUUUAAAGAUAUGUUACUGUACAGCAUUUUUGAAUAAAGUAAAGUCAACCAAAAAUUACAUCAUCAAUCAAGGCUAGAAACAUAAAACAAGACAACUGAAACCUCCUAUGAACCGAGAAAAACAAUGCACAAUUGCCACAUUGCAUAAAUGAAAUAAUACCAGAAUGUUUUAGAAAUAUAAUAUUAUUAAAGAGUAGAGGAGAGAAGUAUUGUAGAGAUUAAGAUA
This is a messenger RNA of Topomyia yanbarensis, 1387 nucleotides long. RefSeq lists its product as uncharacterized. Lineage: Eukaryota; Metazoa; Arthropoda; Insecta; Diptera; Culicidae. Gene Ontology annotation, molecular function: nucleic acid binding. The record is from RefSeq and is a predicted model, not a curated record. The transcript is spliced from 3 exons. Gene Ontology annotation, biological process: DNA integration. The coding region runs from base 71 to 1198 and encodes 375 amino acids.